Messenger RNA from Oenanthe melanoleuca, 1955 nucleotides. RefSeq names its product tubulin gamma 1 (gene TUBG1). The record is from RefSeq and is a predicted model, not a curated record. Lineage: Eukaryota; Metazoa; Chordata; Aves; Passeriformes; Muscicapidae. The coding region runs from base 118 to 1473 and encodes 451 amino acids. The transcript has 11 exons. Gene Ontology annotation, molecular function: structural constituent of cytoskeleton; GTP binding. Gene Ontology annotation, biological process: cytoplasmic microtubule organization; mitotic spindle organization; mitotic sister chromatid segregation. Gene Ontology annotation, cellular component: centrosome; nucleus; microtubule.
UGCGCGGGGCUGCCCCGGAAGUGAGCAGUGCGCACGCGCAGUGCCGUUGGCGCCGGCGGGAGCCGCGGCGGUACCGGAGGCGGGCGGGGCGCGGAGCGGAGCGGAGCCUCGGCCGCGAUGCCGCGGGAGAUCAUCACCCUGCAGCUGGGCCAGUGCGGCAACCAGAUCGGGUUCGAGUUCUGGAAGCAGCUCUGCGCCGAGCACGGCAUCAGCCCCGAGGGCAUCGUGGAAGAGUUCGCCACCGAGGGCACCGACCGCAAGGAUGUCUUCUUUUACCAGGCAGAUGAUGAACACUACAUCCCCCGGGCUGUGCUGCUGGACCUGGAGCCCCGUGUCAUCCACUCCAUCCUCAACUCCCCUUACGCCAACCUUUACAACCCAGAAAACAUCUACCUGUCUGAGCACGGAGGGGGAGCUGGGAACAACUGGGCCAGUGGCUUCUCACAGGGAGAAAAGAUCCAUGAAGAUAUUUUUGACAUAAUAGACAGAGAGGCUGAUGGGAGUGACAGUUUGGAAGGGUUUGUGCUUUGCCACUCCAUUGCUGGUGGAACAGGCUCUGGGCUGGGCUCGUACCUGCUGGAGAGACUGAAUGACAGGUAUCCCAAGAAACUGGUGGAGACCUACUCAGUGUUCCCAAACCAGGAUGAGAUGAGUGAUGUUGUAGUCCAGCCGUACAACUCUCUGCUGACACUGAAGAGGCUGACCCAGAAUGCUGACUGUGUGGUGGUUCUGGACAACACAGCCUUGAAUCGGAUCGCGACAGACCGGCUGCACAUUCAGAACCCGUCAUUCUCGCAGAUCAACCAGCUGGUCUCCACCAUCAUGUCUGCCAGCACCACCACACUCAGGUAUCCCGGGUACAUGAACAAUGACCUCAUUGGGCUGAUAGCCUCGCUGAUCCCCACGCCCCGGCUGCACUUCCUCAUGACGGGGUACACGCCACUCACCACCGACCAGUCGGUGGCCAGUGUGAGGAAAACCACAGUCCUGGAUGUGAUGAGAAGGUUGCUGCAGCCUAAAAACGUGAUGGUGUCCACAGGGCGAGACAGGCAGACCAACCACUGCUACAUUGCCAUCCUCAACAUCAUCCAGGGGGAGGUGGAUCCUACACAGGUUCACAAGAGUCUGCAGCGGAUCCGGGAGAGGAAGUUGGCCAACUUCAUCCCCUGGGGCCCUGCCAGCAUCCAGGUGGCUUUGUCCCGCAAGUCCCCUUACCUGCCGUCGGCUCACCGCGUCAGCGGGCUCAUGAUGGCAAACCACACCAACAUCUCCUCGCUGUUUGAGCGGACGUGCCGGCAGUACGACAAACUGCGCAAGAGGGAGGCUUUCCUGGAGCAGUUCCGCAAGGAGGACAUCUUCAAGGACAACUUCGACGAGCUGGACAACUCCCGGGAGAUCGUGCAGCAGCUGAUCGAUGAGUAUCACGCAGCCACACGCCCUGACUACAUCUCCUGGGGCACGCAGGAACAGUGAGUGCCCUGCCAGGAGACAGGAAGGUCCCGUGGCCACACCCACGCACGCCGGCAGGGCUCGUCUCUGCCGUGCCCACGUUUCUCACCCCUCAGCUCGGCGCUGCCAGGCGCGGCAGAGCCCUCGGGAGGAGCUCUGCAGGGAGCCUGCAGCUCCUCAGCGGGGUCAGCCCUCGCCCCACCGUGUGCCCUGGCCCAGGACAGGACUGGGGCAGCUGCGCGCUCUGCUGGGAGGGAACCUCUGCCUGUGGGAGCAACACUUGCUGUAAGGAGGAGGAGGAGGAGAGUGACCCUGAGGCUGGGAACAGGCCUGGCCUCAUGAGUUGGGUGCACACAACCCCCGUGGCCAAAGGCUCCGUGUGGCUGAGCUAGUCCUUGCCCUGGGCAGGAGCCUUGUUCCUUCUUGGCCAGAUCAGGCCUGGGGCACGGGCUGUAUCUAUAUUUUUGUAGGUUAUUUUGCUUUAAUAAAGGCUCUUCCUGCACUGA